GAACAUCCCCGGAAAACCCCAGGAUUUCGAGUCCAUGGCGGAGACCACCGUCCACGGCGCCAUCCGCCGCGACUCCUCCGGCGACCGGCCGAAUAGCGCCAAACGAAACCGAACCCAUCCUCCUCUUUUGAGCCCUAGGGAUCUCAUCAGUGACCUGCCAGACGCCGUGAUCCACCACAUCUUCUCCUUUCUGCCCCUGAAAGACGUCGUCAAGACCAGCGUCCUCUCCAAGCGCUGGCAGUCCGCUUGGACCACCACCGCCCACCUCGUCUUCCACGACACCUACUCCUCGGACUUCCCGUCCCUUGUCGACAGCGUCCUGAUCCGGUGCACCUCGCCCACGGUGAAGAGGUUCCACAUCACCAUCUUCAAGUGCAACGCGGCCUACCGCCCCAAGCUCGACCUCUGUCUCCGCUUUGCAGAGGACCGCCGUGUGGAGGAUCUUCGCCUAUGUCUUCUUCAGCUGCGGGUUCAUUAUAUACUGCCACGGUUCUUGUAUUGCUUGAGUCGGUUGGUGCGCCUGGAAGUCUAUAGCUGCUGUUUUUCGUUGGGUACUGCUAUUAGGUGGCCUUGUCUUGUUGUUAGGAUGUGCGCAGUUGAGAGAUGAUAUCCUGGAGGGAAUUGUCAGGGGAAGUCCUGUUUUGGAGUCCGUU
This is a messenger RNA of Syzygium oleosum, 653 nucleotides long. RefSeq names its product putative F-box/LRR-repeat protein At5g02930. The transcript has a single exon. Bases 35 to 607 code for a protein of 190 amino acids. The record is from RefSeq and is a predicted model, not a curated record. Gene Ontology annotation, molecular function: protein binding. Lineage: Eukaryota; Viridiplantae; Streptophyta; Magnoliopsida; Myrtales; Myrtaceae.